Molecule: messenger RNA, 1736 nt
Organism: Gavialis gangeticus (Gharial)
Lineage: Eukaryota; Metazoa; Chordata; Crocodylia; Gavialidae
Gene: HHATL
Product: hedgehog acyltransferase-like
Exons: 11
Coding region: 229-1608 (459 amino acids)
Biological process (GO): negative regulation of N-terminal protein palmitoylation
Cellular component (GO): endoplasmic reticulum
Molecular function (GO): acyltransferase activity
Source: RefSeq, a predicted model, not a curated record
GCCGCCAGACAGACGGACACAUGCAGUAGCGGAAGGACAGCUCGCUUGCUUUUAUUUCCCUUCCCUUUCCACCCAGUUUCCACGGCCGGGCGCUGGCAUUCCCCGGGGACCUCGGCUCCCCCCUUCCUUCUCCGACUCCCUAGAGCCGGGGCCGUGCUGCGCUCUGCCAACUGCUUCUCAAGAUCUGGAUCUGCCUAGAGCUGGCUGUUGGGGUGAAAAGCGGCCAGCAUGGGGAUUAAAGCGGCUUUGCCAAGUUACGAGCUGGGGUUUUAUGCUCUGGUCCUGACCUGUGCCCUCGCGUACAGCAGCAGUGACAUCUUCGAAGCAUCCAGAGAUAACAUGAACAGAAAGGCCUUUCGGGAGGCCAUAAAGCCGGGAUGGCAUUACUUUGGCAGGAAAAUGGACGCAGCUGACUUUGAAUGGGCCAUGUGGUUCUCCUCCUUCAGGAACUUCAUCGUCUUUGCCCUUUCAGGGCACGUCCUGUUUGCCAAGGUCUGCUCCAUGAUAGUCCCACAGCACAGGUCUGUGGUCUACAUGCUGUAUGGGAUGCUGGCCGUGCUGGGCACCAUGGGCACCUCCUACCUGAUGAUCAUCCUCACCCACUGCCUGGUGCUCUACAGUGUCUCGCUGGCUAAGCAGAAGUGGCUGUGCCUUGCGGCUGGGCUCUGCAGCCUGGCCUCCUUCAAGCUGGAGCCUUUCAGCACGUGGCAGAAUGGGUUUGUAACGGGAACUUUUGAUCUUCAAGAUGUUCUGUUUUAUGGAGGAAGUGGCUUCACCAUUAUGCGCUGCAUGAGCCUGGCGCUGGAGAACUGCGAGAGGCAGGAGGGGAUCUACUCCAUCGUCAACUUGCUGAAGUACAACUUCUACCUCCCCUUCUUCUUCUUUGGCCCAGUUAUGACCUUUGACCAAUUCCACGCUCAGGCUGUUCUUUUUUUCCCCCACGUGCGAUACGCCCACACAGCUGGUCUGGCCUACUCCAACCUGGUGUAUGACUGGGUGAAGGCUGCGGUGAUGUUUGGCGUGAUCAACACCAUUUCCAGGUUGGACCACUUGGACCCACCGAAGCCUCCGAAAUGCAUCACCAUGCUCUACGUCUUUGCAGAAACGCACUUUGACAGAGGGAUCAACGACUGGCUGUGCAGGUACGUGUACGACCACAUUGGAGAAGACCACAACAACAUCGUGAAGGAGCUGCUGGCCACCAUCUCCACCUUCGCCAUCACCACCCUUUGGCUGGGCCCCUGCGAGAUCGUGUACAUCUGGUCCGUCUGCAACUGCUUCGGCCUCAAUUUUGAGCUGUGGGUGCAGAAGUUUUUCCAGAGAGCGCCUUUUGCCAGCAUGGAGGCCAGCAUGCCAGAAGCCAUGUCUCGGCGGAUUCGAGGGAUCUUCGGGGCUGCCAACUUCUGGGCCAUCAUCCUCUACAACAUCCUGGCUCUGAACAGCCUGGACUUCGCACUGCUUGUCGCUAAGAGAAUCAUCCUGACGGGUUUCCCCAUGAGCACCUUGUCCAUCUGGUUCAUCACCUACUGUGGCGUGCAGCUGAUAAAGGAGAGAGAGCGCCUCCAGGCUAUAGAAGAGGAGAAAGGGGAUAAGGAGAAGACAGAGUAGAGACGAGAGAAGGGUCUGCCCAGAAACAUGAGCAUCUCUUUCUCCUGGCCACCCAGACUGAGAUGCCUGUAACUCUGGGCUCCCCAGCUUUAUUUGCAAUCAUGCUGCGGAUCUCGUCCAUGUACAAA